Odontomachus brunneus is the source of this 2135-nucleotide messenger RNA. Its product is annotated as pentatricopeptide repeat-containing protein 1, mitochondrial. The record is from RefSeq and is a predicted model, not a curated record. Gene Ontology annotation, biological process: tRNA 3'-end processing. NCBI's taxonomy places the organism in Eukaryota, Metazoa, Arthropoda, Insecta, Hymenoptera, Formicidae. The transcript is spliced from 4 exons. Gene Ontology annotation, molecular function: protein binding; tRNA binding. Bases 200 to 1975 code for a protein of 591 amino acids. Gene Ontology annotation, cellular component: mitochondrial matrix.
AAUCGCCAUACAUUGAAUGUCGUACACAGUGUGUAUCCUUCGUUAGAAUAGAGGUUAUGUUUAUCUCGCCCCUACUGUGAUUUAGUUACAUAUCGAAUAUUUUCAAGUUUAAAUUUACCUUAUUUCAGUUUUACAUUUUUCACAAGAAAAAGGAAAAGUGUAAAUUUAAAACGAAUGUAUUACUAUUUGUAAUUACAAAAUGAUUUGUCGAAAACUUUACCCCGCAUUCAAAUUAAAGAAUGCAGUAGGUUAUGUCAACGAAGUGAAUCAACUUAUUUGCAAAACACAACCUCUCGUUUUUUAUUGCUGUGGUGCAGCCAAGAAUGGGUACUCUCAGCUCAGAUUACAACCUCCAGUGGCCAAAUUCUGUACACAAGAGCUCCCUAAGAAUUCCGAUGUUUUUGGAGAUAUCUCAGGCAGGAAGUUUGAGCAUGUCGAAAUGAGUGAGCUUGAGCAGGAAGAAGAAAACUUUCGAGAUAGUGAGGGUUGUAUUCCACGUAGACUGAAACCUAGUAUAGGCCGGUAUGGACAAAUGAUUAAGUCGCAUUUAUCCAAGAAAGAUAUAGAUUCUGCUCUGAAAGUGCUCGACAUGGUGAAAGAGAAUCGAGACAAACCCACCAUGUACAUGUAUAAUCUUCUGAUCCGAGCUCUCUCUAUUCAGGGUAACAUAAAGAAGUGCUUUAGUUUAUAUAAUAAGGCAAAGAAGCGUAGUUUGCAGCCAAACGCAGCUACUUACACCGCCUUGUUCAAUGCGUGUGCCAUGUCGGACAACAAGAAGUUGGCUUUGGAGCACUUAAACAAUCUACGACAAUCAUUGUAUGAACAGCAGUUUCCACUGAAUCAAACACAUUACAACGUGAUGGUGAAAGGGUACGGCUGGCAUAAUCAGGUCGGCGAGGCGUUUCAAUUGGUAGAUGAGAUGAUGGACAAUCGUAUUCCUAUAGGAGAAAGCACUUUCAACUCGCUGUUCCAUGCUGCAAUUGCCGAUAAGGAGAAUGGUCUGCGACACGCUUUGACGACGUGGCACGUAAUGUGUCACUGGAAGGUAAAACGCUCUUUGUGUACGUACAAUCUCCUUCUAAGGACAAUAAGAGAUAGCAAACUGGGAGAUGUGAAAAUUAAUGAUGUCCUACUCCCUGGAUAUGAGUCAACUAGGAUUUUGUUGAAGGAAGGUGAGAUGCCAGAUUUGUUGGCGUCACCACCUUUUAUAAGCACAUUAUUGCCAUUAAUACAGACAAAGCAGAGCAAUGUUACACAGCACUCCCUUAUUAAAACAAAUGAGCAGAAUCUUCCAGAGGAAGCACCGAUAAACUUGAACAAUGUGUUAACGAGCAAUCGUCUACUUUUAUUCGGUGGUAUUGAUGGGCUUCUAAGUCGAAUGGCCGCCGACAAUGUUAAACCAGAUGCCAAAACCAUUACGAUGUUGUUGGAUUUAAUUCCGAACACAGUGUCCGCUGAAAAUCUUCUUCUCAAAACUGUAGAUAAGAAUAACAUCCAGUUGGAUAUUGAUUUUUAUAACAUGCUUAUCAAGAGGCGCAGCAUGCGGCGUGAAUACAGAGCUGCAAAGGAGGUGAUACAAAUAACAGAGAAGAAAUCACUAGCUCCCAAUGUGAUGACAUUUGGAGUUCUGGCACUUGGUUGUCAAGAAUAUAACGAUGCCAGAGAGUUCCUGGCAGGUAUAGAGGCUUUCGGUUAUAAACCCAAUGUUGUAAUCAUGGGUACUCUUAUUAGAACGGCCUGUUUUAAUAAAAAUUUAGGAUAUGUCUUAUUUAUGAUGGAAUACAUGAAGGAGAAUAGAAUAAAACCUAAUACAAAAAUUAUCCAAAUGCUCGUGGAAUUCUCAAACAAUAUGCAAAAAUUACGGAAACCUAAGGGUAAAGGUAAAAUGCGGAGAUUGAGGAACUUUGAGAAAAAUAUCUAUAAAUUUGAAGAAACAUUAUCUAAAUGGCAAGAGAAAAAUGAAAAUAAUUUGUAGCAUAAUAAAAUAUUAUUUCCGCAACAGAUAUAAUUUAUUUGAAAAAAAUUAUGUAUUUUUUAAGAACUUUAUCUUGCCAGGUAUUAGUUAAAUGAUCUUUAAAAUCACAUUUUGUAGCGAAAUUUGUAUAUUUUUAUGUAAUUUAAAAAAGGAGAAAAAU